Acanthosepion pharaonis is the source of this 870-nucleotide messenger RNA. The record is from the annotation of a GenBank genome assembly. NCBI's taxonomy places the organism in Eukaryota, Metazoa, Mollusca, Cephalopoda, Sepiida, Sepiidae.
AUGGCUGUUGUCGCAGCCGUGUGUUCGGGUUGUUCCGCUGGACUGACGGAGUCACAUGAAGGCUCUACACUGUUCCGAGGCAUCGUCGACAUGCUCAUAGAACGGGUUGAUGUUGAUGGUGUUAUGCUGUCGUCUACCGUUGCAUCAAUUGCUUCUCCACUGCAAGCCGAAGUAGUGGCUCCGUCGGUGACGUCAGUACCCAAACUGGUGGCUGGUUUUUUCUUUAGAAGGGUGAUCAGUCCAAUGAAUUUGAAGAAGGGGUGUCGACUGUCUAUUUAUAUCUAUCUAUCUAUCUAUCUAUCUAUCUAUCUAUCUAUCUAUCUAUGCCUCUGUCUGUCUGUCUGUCUGUCUGUUUAUCUAUCUAUCUGUUUAUCUAUAUAUCUAUGUCUAUUCAUAUCUAUCUAUCUAUCUAUCUAUCUAUCUAUCUAUCUAUCUAUCUAUCUAUCUAUGUCUAUUCAUAUCUAUCUAUCUAUGCCCCUGUCUGUCUGUCUGUCUGUCUAUCUAUCUAUCUAUCUAUCCUCUAUCUAUCCAUCUAUCUAUCUAUCUAUCUAUGUCUAUUCAUAUCUAUCUCAUCUAUCUAUCUAUCUAUCUAUCUAUCUAUCUAUCUAUCUAUCUAUGCCUCUGUCUGUCUGUCUGUCUGCUUAUCUAUCCAUCUAUCUAUCUAUCUAUCUAUCUAUCUAUCUAUCUAUCUAUCUAUCUAUCUAUACUCUGUCUAUUCAUCUAUGUAUCCAUCUAUCUAUCUAUCUAUCUAUCUAUGCCCUGUCUGUCUAUUCAUCUAUCUAUCUAUCUAUCUAUCUAUCUAUCUAUCUAUCUAAUCAUGUUACUGCAUAUGUGUAUGUGAACAUUAAACGCGUAGUUGUUAACACUUAA